Molecule: messenger RNA, 1764 nt
Organism: Quercus lobata
Lineage: Eukaryota; Viridiplantae; Streptophyta; Magnoliopsida; Fagales; Fagaceae
Product: protein ALP1-like
Exons: 5
Coding region: 547-1764 (405 amino acids)
Source: RefSeq, a predicted model, not a curated record
UUGCGUUUUGGAAAAACGUGGGACCCAGCUACAGUAAAACGUGGCUCCAAAACGCUGAAACGCGAAAUGAAAAACAAUGCGCACCGUUUCAUUUAAAAACGCUGGAACGCUGUCCGUCUGUGCUGACCACAAGGAAAAACACACCGUUUCAUCAAUAAACUCCAGAGCAUUAACAGAAAACAUAUUCAACGAACCCAUUCAGCUGUAGUUCACAACACUGUCCUGACCCAAGCAUAACGUUCUCCCCAACGGCUAAUUUUGUGCAUUCCGUUUCUUCCUCUCAACUACCCGGCACAGAUGUCUUCAAUUUUCAUCAAUGCCCCGUCCUCAUCGUCUUCAAUGAAGCGCACCUACCCACCAUCCCGCAAUAAACCAUCAAUAGAAGAGCUGAAACAGGGUAACUACAAUCCCACACGGAACAAAGGAAGCCAUCCCAGAGUGAUUCGCACGAGCUCAGCUUCUCUCCGCUUGGGACGUCGCUGCCGCCACUCUAGGUCUCUGCAUUCACGGACAUAAAAAGAAAAAAGUCUCAAGGUAUUCAAAAGGAUGAAUUUGCUAAACGACUCAUCUGAUUCCCAGUACCAGGACACAGUCUUUGAUAUUAGCGACGACAUUGUACUUGCAGCAUAUAUAGCUGGGUGUGCAAGUGUCAUAGCUUAUAUAGAGACUUAUAUGACCAAAGUACCAAUGCAUACGAAUAUACAAACAGGGUAUGAAUGGGUAAAGUAUACAUUAAAUGGAAAUGAGAAGAAAUGUCACAAUGUGUUUAGAAUGUCAAGUCAUGUGUUUCGACAGUUGUGUCAUACAUUGCGCACUCGGUAUGGAUAUGACGGUACCAAAAGAGUUUGCUUGGAGGAGUCAGUGGCAAUGGCAUUGGUGGUACUUGGUAAUGGCAUGGGUAACAGAAUGAUGCAGGAUAGAUUUCAACAUUCUGGUGAGACAGUGCAUCGACAUGUGUCCACGGUAAUUACCUUGUUAGCCACGGUUAUGGCACCAGACAUUAUCAAGCCUGAUGAUCCUACAUUUUGUACCGUGCCAUCACAUAUUCAGGGGUCAGAUCGAUAUUGGCCACAUUUCAUGGGUUGCAUUGGUGCCAUUGAUGGGGUUCACGUCCCCGUGCUCUUACCAGAAAAGAAGCAACACCCAUAUAGAGGAAGGAAAGGGGUCACAACAGUAAAUUGCAUGUGCGCAUGUGAUUUUGACAUGAAAUUCACAUUCGCGUGUGUGGGAUGGGAAGGUUCAGCGCAUGAUACCAAGAUCUUUUUAAAUUGCCUGAAUAAUGAGAGAAAUAACUUUCCAAAAGCUCCACCUGGAAAAUAUUAUCUUGUUGAUUCAGGGUACCCGAUGAAGCCAGGGUUCCUUGCACCAUAUAAGGGAGAGCGGUACCACAUCCCCGAUUUUCAAAGAGGUUCACAGCUGCAUCGUUCAGAGGAGAGAUUUAAUUAUCUCCAUUCAUCACUUCGUUCGGUCAUAGAACGAACUUUUGGAGUUUGGAAGAAUAGAUGGAAAAUUUUGAGAUGUAUGCCAGGCUUCAGUAUACGCACUCAAAAUAAAAUUAUUGUUGCUACAAUGGUUCUUCACAACUUUAUUAGAAUACAUGACGACAAUGACGUUCGACAUUCGCGUUAUGCACGGGACACAUAUACAGGUAGUGAGGGCGGUCAUUAUGAUCAAGUGGGAGAUGUGGUCUCUUACUUGGAUUCAGAUGAGAUGAAAGAGGUUCGGGACUAUAUCAUAGAAUCGAUAUGUAUGGACCAUAACUGA